Poeciliopsis prolifica (blackstripe livebearer) is the source of this 6693-nucleotide messenger RNA. RefSeq names its product Ral GTPase activating protein non-catalytic subunit beta (gene ralgapb). Gene Ontology annotation, biological process: activation of GTPase activity; regulation of small GTPase mediated signal transduction. Lineage: Eukaryota; Metazoa; Chordata; Actinopteri; Cyprinodontiformes; Poeciliidae. The transcript is spliced from 31 exons. The coding region runs from base 161 to 4690 and encodes 1509 amino acids. Gene Ontology annotation, molecular function: GTPase activator activity. The record is from RefSeq and is a predicted model, not a curated record.
CCAAGCCCUGACAUUGCGAAGAUGGAGGCUGUUAUGGUUUAGAGUAGGGCGCUACACGGAAAGCACAAACAGCGAGUUUCUGAGGCCUGUUAUGACAACGUCCCCAACGAGUCCAGGCGGGAGGCAGGAGGUGUGAGCAAGAGGACCAGACGCCAGCAGCAUGUACUCCGAGUGGCGCUCGCUGCAGCUGAUGGUGCAGAGCGACCAGGGUCACCUCAGCGUCCUGCACACCUACCCUCCCAGUGUGGGGACAGAGGUGGCAAAUGCAGUGGUCAAACCUCUGGGCACGGCAGUGAGCCCUGUGGCCACAGAAAACAUCCUCAAAUCAGACAAAGAGGUGAAGUGGACCAUGGAGGUGCUGUGUUACGGCCUGACCCUGCCCUUAGAGGGCGACACUGUCAAGCUGUGUGUAGACGUGUACACAGACUGGAUGAUGGCAUUGGUGUCACCCAGGGACUCCAUGCCCCAGUCUGUGGUGAAGGAACCCAAUAUGUACGUCCAGACCAUCCUGCGACAUCUCUACAAUGUAUUUGUCCCAAGGCCUGAGCAGCACAGUCUGAACCACAUCAGGCUCUGCCAGCAGGUUCUGACGGCGGUCCAGAAGCUGGCACGAGAGUCUGUCUCCAUGGUGAGGGAAACGUGGGAGGUGCUGCUGCUCUUCCUGCUACGUAUCAACGACACCUUGCUUGCUCCUCCAUCGGUUGGUGUGGGCGUAGCAGAAAAACUGGCAGAGAAACUGAUGGCAGUUCUGUUUGAGGUGUGGCUUCUUGCAUGUGCCCGCUGCUUUCCCACGCCGCCAUAUUGGAAGACCGCAAGGGAAAUGCUGUCCAACUGGAGACAUCAUCCUCCAGUUGUAGAGCAGUGGAGCAGAGUAACUUGCGCUCUGACUUCAAGGCUGCUGCGCUUUACUCACGGACCGUCCUUCCCACCUUUUAAAGUUCCAGAUGAAGAUGCCAACUUGAUUCCUGUAGAGAUGGACAACGACUGUGUGGCACAGACGUGGUAUCGCUUUCUCCACAUGAUCGGCAACCCGGUGGAUUUGAGCAAUCCGGCCAUAGUGAGCACCACUCCAAAGUUUCAAGAGCAGUUUUUGAUCUCCAGUGGGAUUCCUCAUGAAGUAGUUCUGCACCCGUGUUUGAAACAGCUACCCCAGAUCUUCUUCAGGGCUAUGAGGGGCAUCAGCUGCCUCGUGGAUGCAUUCCUAGGUAUAUCACGACCGCGGGCGGACAGUGCCCCGCCCACCCCAGUGAACAGAUUGAGUAUGUCUCCGCCCCCUUCCAUCGCCAACACUACACCCCCACACAGCCGCAAACAGCGGCAUGCAGUGGUCACGAAAACCACCAGCAAGAGCUCAACUAGCAGCAGCAGUCAGCCAUUCAAAGUGUCCCAGCAGCAGCAGCCGUCAUCCUCUCCCACUCUGCUGUCCAGCCCCAACCAGAGCAGCUGGGAGGCCCGGCCCCUACCGGCCCCUGCGAGGCCAAAGGUCAACAGCAUCCUCAACCUGUUUGGCCAGUGGCUUUUCGACGCUGCUCUUGUUCACUGCAAGCUGCACAGUGGCAUGAGCCGGGACCCCAGCAUGACCGCCUCUUUUAUCCAAAUUCUCCUUUCUUAUAAAUCUUCGAUAGCCACUCAGAUGGGCUUGGAGCUGAGGAGGAAGGGUUCCCAGAUGUCCACAGACUCCAUGGUGCCCAACCCACUGUUCGACAUCAACGAGUUCCCCGAGAGCUACGAGGCAGGACGAGCCGAGGCCUGCGGGACGCUGUGCCGCAUCUUUUGUAGCAAAAAAACCGGAGAGGAUAUUCUUCCUGUUUACCUGUCUAGGUUCUACAUGGUUCUGAUUCAGGGUCUCCAGAUUUCUGAUUUUAUUUGUAGACCCGUUCUGGCUUCUAUCAUCCUCAACUCUUCGUCUCUUUUCUGUACUGACCUGAAGGGCAUCAAUGUGGUGGUGCCCUAUUUCAUUGCUGCUCUGGAAACUAUUGUACCAGACAGGGAGCUGUCAAAAUUCAAACUGUAUGUAAAUCCUACAGACUUGAGGAGAGCUUCCAUUAAUAUCCUUCUUGCCAUGCUGCCUCUGCCACAUCACUUUGGCAACAUAAAAUCUGAGGUUCUGUUGGAGGGAAAGUUCAACGAGGAGGACGGCUGGCCUCAUGACCAGCCCAUCUCCUUCCUGUCUCUGAGGCUGCGUCUUGUUAACGUCCUCAUUGGAGCUCUGCAGACCGAGACUGAUCCCACCAACACCCAACUAAUCCUCGGUGCGAUGCUAAACAUCGUCCAAGACUCUGCGCUGCUAGAGGCCAUAGGAACCCAGACCGAAACGGGCAGCAUAGAUGGAAGCCAUGUGAUGCUGAGAAGUCAGAGUCACAGUCGCACCAACAGUGGCAUCAGCUUUAACAGCGGCGGAAGCACGGAGGCCACCAGCCCAGACUGUGAGCGUCCGGCACAGGCGCUGCUCCGAGACUAUGCUCUUCCAGAUACGGCUGCAGGCCUGCUGGUGCGCAGCAUCCACCUGGUCACACAGAGGCUCAAUUCUCAAUGGAGACAAGACAUGAGCAUUUCUCUGGCUGCGCUGGAGCUGCUGGCAGGACUGGCCAAGGUGAAGGUGGGAGUUGACUCUUCGGAGCGUAAACGUGCCGUCAGCUCCAUCUGCGGCUACAUUGUGUACCAGUGCAGCCGGCCGGCCCCUCUGCAGUCCAGAGACCUGCACUCCAUGAUUGUAGCUGCCUUCCAGUUUCUCUGUGUGUGGCUCACAGAGCACCCCGGCAUGUUGGAUGAGAAGGAUUGUUUGAUGGAAGUGUUGGAGAUCGUGGAACUGGGAAUCUCUGGGAGCAAGUCUCGCCAUGAACAGGAAGUGCGUCACAAAGUGGAGAAGGAGCACAAUCCAGCUUCAAUGAGGGUGAAGGAUGCCGCUGAGGCCACGUUAUCAUGCAUCAUGCAGGUGUUGGGGGCUUUCCCUUCUCCCAGUGGACCUGCAUCCACCUGCAGCCUGCUAAACGAAGACACACUGAUACGCUACGCCAGACUGAGUGCCACAGGAGCCACUAACUUCCGCUACUUCGUCCUGGACAACUCUGUGAUCCUUGCCAUGCUGGAGCAACCUCUCGGCAAUGAGCAGAACCCCAGUCCGUCUGUGACCGUUUUGAUCCGAGGAACAGCAGGACGACACGCCUGGACGAUGCAGCUCUUCCAUCAGCCAAGAGGGGCUCGUGCCAAUCAAAGGAUGUUUGUUCCUGAGAGCCGCCCGAUGCCAAACGACGAUGUGGGCAUCAAGUACAACAUAAAGCAGAGGCCCUUUCCAGAGGAGGUGGAUAAGAUCCCUCUGGUCAAAGCCGAUGUCAGCAUUCCAGACCUUGAUGACAUUGUCAGUAAGGAGUUGGAAAUUCAGCACAGUAAGCUUCGUAGUCUGAUGGCCAAGCAGAUUGAUUAUGAGAACACUUUGGAGCGGCGCAGCGAGGAACUUCUAAAGUCCAAGUCCUUCCCAGACCCUCAGACGGAGUGCAAACCUCCUCCGCCCUCACAGGAGUUCCAGACAGCACGCCUCUUCCUCUCUCACUUCGGUUUUCUGUCUCUGGAAGCGUUAAAGGAACCCAACAACAGCCGUCUACCUCCUCAUCUGAUCGGCCUGGACUCAUCCUUGCCAGGGUUUUUUGAUGACAUCAGCUAUCUGGAUCUGCUUCCCUGCCGACCGUUUGACACUGUCUUUAUUUUCUAUGUGAGGGCGGGACAGAAAAGCAGCACUGAGAUUUUGAGGAACGUGGAGUCGUCAGCUACUGUCCAGCCCCACUUCCUAGAGUUCUUGUUGUCUCUGGGCUGGCCUGUGGAUGUGGGCCACCAUCCAGGGUGGACGGGCCAUCUGGAUACCAGCUGGUCCCUGAACUCCUGCUUUGACAGCACUGAUCUCCAGACAGAGGAAGGAGCGAGCCCCGAGGACACGGGAGGUUCUGUUUUCAAUGGAGAGAAGAAAGUUUUGUACUACGCUGAUGCUCUCACGGAGAUCGCCUUUGUUGUUCCCUCUUUAACAGAAAAUUCAGAAGAGUCAUCUGUGCACAGUGACUCCACAGUGGAGGCAGACACCAACACCGACCUCAUACCUGGAAAGCAAUCUAAUCUCACACUGGAACUGUUCCCCAACCACACUGAGAGCCUUGAGUCUGCUAAAAAGCUGAGUCCUUUGGAGAAGACAAAGAGGUCAUUGACUGGAAAGUCUUACCCCCAGCUGGGCCCUGAGACCAAAGUGUUUGUGGUCUGGGUGGAGCGCUUUGAUGAUAUCGAGAACUUCCCGUUAUCUGAUCUGUUGGCGGAAACCAGCACAGGCCUGGAGGCUAGCAUGAGCAACAGCACUUCCUGCAGGUCAGGGCUGUUGGAAAAGGACGUUCCUCUGAUCUUCAUUCAACCGUUAAAGACGGGACUCUUCCGGAUCAGGCUGCAUGGAGCUGUGGGCAAAUUUGGCCUGGUGAUCCCCCUGGUGGAUGGCAUAGUGGUCAGCCGCCGGGCUCUAGGGUUUGUCGUGCGUCAGACGGUGAUCAACGUGUGCCGACGGAAGCGCCUGGAGAGCGACUUGUACAACCCGCCACAUGUGAGGCGAAAACAGAAGAUCACUGAAAUUGUGCAGCGCUAUCGCAACAAACAACUGGAGCCUGAGUUCUACACCUCCCUCUUCCACGAAGUUGGAGAUGGAAAGGCUCAUCUCUAACCCCACUCCCUCCAUCCUGUCCUAACACUGGCUCACACACACUCUUACCCUGAACCUCUACACAACAUACAGUUGCGUUCACACAUACAUCCACAAACACACACACAAAAAUCUUUAUAUUUAUACUGUACUAUUUUGUUAUUUAUAUGAAUACAUAUAUCAACACUGUUUGCCUUUGACUCCGAGAUCAAAGUGUCAGAAACCAUGCCAAGGUGAGGGAGAAACACCAACAUUUCUGUAUUCCAGCUGCUCACCCUGGCUCUGAAUGAUGGAGAGUCUAAUAGUCAUUGUCUCUGUUCGUGUUUAGGUUCAGACUUUGCAGCAAAGAAAAGGUUUGCUUGGUCUUUAAUGCAAUACGUCACUAACAAUGUUGGCCUUUCUGAACUUGUAAAAAACGUUCCUUACACCUUUGUGAUUAUUACAUGAUUUUAUGGAGUUUAGUAACAUGAAAUUGUGCCCAAAUCUGUUUUUAUCAUCAAUCAAAACAGAUUUCUGUUUGGACAUUUGCCAUGGAUAAAAACGUUUAAUUGACACAACUGUGUUUUUGCAAGACAAAGAAGAUAAGGUUGACCCAUAAUCUUAUCUCACCACUAACUAUCCACAUUUUAUUUCUUGCUAGCGCCAGUUACAGUCUUCCUCAUGCAAACCUCACGUUUGGCAUUUGGUCAGUCCAUCAGUUUCCUCCCAUUUUCUUGUGAUCUUUUACUGAAUGCGAAUGUCAUUUUUCAUGUCCCCUGUGCUUCAAGCAUGACUCUCCUAUCACACAGCUGCCAGUACUGUGUGUUUCUUAUUUUGCUCGUUCAGCCAGUCAGUCGACACUACAUGAGGUCUGGGAGGUCUUAAGAGUUCUGAACGUGGCAUUAAAAACUGAAAGUUGUCAUUUUAAAUUAACGAAAUUUCAAGACUACAUUUUAUUUUAAAUUAUCAUUUUUUUUUCCCUUCAGAAUCUAUCAACAAAAUGCCAUUAGUUUCUCAGUAGUGCUUUAGUUUACUGAUAGAGGUUCUGGGUUUGGUCUUGAUGCUUGCAGGGCUAAGCUUAGACCAAACUCAGGUCUGGUUUAGGUGUGAAGCCGCUGCAGAUACCAAACUGAAACUUUGCACAGUGUGUGUCUUCUAAACAACAUCCGUAAGAUGGUUUCUUCAGCCAAAGCGCUCGCCGUAGCUCACAGUUUGAUGACAAAGUGCACAAAUCUUGAGUCAGCCAUGUGUGUAAAGGCUUAAGAUUUCUGCACCAUGCUAUAUAAACUUUGUCAAAUUUGCUGAUUUAAGCUGUAUUUCUUUGAAAACCCUUUAAAAAAAUUGAACUUCUGUUAAGUUUGAAGUUUUGGCCUACACAAAUGUACGUCGAACUUUCAUUUUUGCUUUAUAUUUCACUUGUAUUUUUUCACUGUAUCUUAGUUUUGAUGAAUGUCCUCUGACUGUCUGCCUGUAAUAAUGUGACUUUUAUUUAUCAGAAAGAUGGAACAGGGCAAAACACCUCUUAGUUUCUUUUUGAUAUAUUGGAUAUUGGAAAGUCUUAAUGCACUGAGCACAUUUUAACAAUUUUCUUUGCUACCUUACAUGUCUUUUUGUACUUCUUUGCAUUUUGAAAGAAAAUACCUGCUGAAGGAAGAGUUUUAUCUUGUGAAAUAUGAAUGAAGAGGCUUUGUGGAAUUUUUAACCUAUCAUGUCUAAUUGUGACUCACUUUUUAUGACAGUGCUAUAUGCACACGCCUUUUCUGGAAGGAAAGUUAAUUAAAUAUGCUUUGAAGAAAUUGCAUACAAUCAGUCACACAUUGUUUCUGUUACUCCUCUGUUGUUGACUGUAUUUAAGGACUUGCUAUGUAUAGAAGUGGAAGAUUUGUAAAUAUAAGAUAGCCUAAGGCAUUCACAAAUUGUCUGUAGUGUUUCUCAGCUGAGGCGAUAGAGGAAAACAAUGUAUGUACGUCUGCAGUUAUGUGUGGGAGGAACGCAAUGGGUUUGAAUGUAACAUGCAUCAAUUAAAACUAUUAUUGACCUUUUAA